UUUCUAUAGAAGGAGAGGAAGGAAUGGCCAAUUUACCGGUUGUUCACGAAGUAACAACAUUAUUUCAGUCCCUUGGAGAUGCUAUCACUGGUGACCCUGAUAGAGCUGCUAACCGUUGGAAAACAUAUGCAGAGCAGAGUGUGAUUGGCUCCGGGGCUUAUGCGGCUGUUGAAGCGGCUCGUGGAAACGAAGAGAGAGCCAUCGAAUUAGGAAAAGGAAUGGGAAGAGCUACUGGAUCUGCUUUACUUGGAGGGGGGGCUUUUGGAAAUGUUCCCGUCUUUCACGAACUGGCGACGGCAGGAAAUUCAUUAGGGGAUGUAAUUGGAGGCGGAGAUACUAAAACAGCUGCCCAAAGAUGGUGCGAUUAUGUGGAAAAUAGCGUUAUUGGCACAGGUGUCUACGCAGCAGUUGAGGCUGGCAAAGGAAAUACAGAAAGAGCAGAAGAACUAAGAAAGAAUAUGGGGAAGGCAGCGAUAAGUGCAGGUAUUACCACUGCCGCAGUUGCCGCAACCAUAGCAACAGGAGGUGCUGCAGCUUCCUUAGGUGCUGCAGCAACGGCAGGCGUUGGGGCUGCUGUAGGAGCUGGCGUAAGUGCUGGAGUCGCAGCAGCAGAGCAGGCACUUAGGAAAGAUAAAAUUGAAGCUGGGGAGGUAGUAGCGGCUGCACUGAUGGGUGGUGUGGGUGGAGCCGUUGGAGGCGGCAUAGUGGGCAGGGCAGCGGCGAGCAGGGCCGCAGUAGCAGCAGAUGUUGCUAAUUUGGAUGAAGUAGAGGCAGUUGAUGCAGGGAAACAAUGCUAA
Pocillopora damicornis (cauliflower coral) is the source of this 797-nucleotide messenger RNA. Its product is annotated as elastin-like. NCBI's taxonomy places the organism in Eukaryota, Metazoa, Cnidaria, Anthozoa, Scleractinia, Pocilloporidae. The record is from RefSeq and is a predicted model, not a curated record.